Molecule: messenger RNA, 476 nt
Organism: Saccostrea cuccullata (small rock oyster)
Lineage: Eukaryota; Metazoa; Mollusca; Bivalvia; Ostreida; Ostreidae
Product: protein N-lysine methyltransferase METTL21D-like
Exons: 2
Coding region: 13-453 (146 amino acids)
Biological process (GO): peptidyl-lysine methylation
Cellular component (GO): cytoplasm; cytosol
Molecular function (GO): protein-lysine N-methyltransferase activity
Source: RefSeq, a predicted model, not a curated record
AAUUUAACUGUCAUGGCAGCCCCCUUGCAGAACACAUUUGUUCGUGAAAUAGAGACGAAUACAGAUGAAGUCCUUUGUAUCCACCAACUUGAAGUUGGUGACGUUGGUUGUGUUGUAUGGGAUGCAGCACUAGUUUUGUCGAAAUACAUGGAAACUCCCGAUUUCAAGAAUGGUGAACUGUUACAGGGCAAGAAAAUCUUAGAACUUGGAGCAGGGACGGGUUGUGUGGGACUCAUUGCUGCUCAUUUAGGAGCUGAGGUCACAAUUACAGAUUUACCAGAAUUUGUGCCUUUGAUUGAAAUGAACAUUGAGAAAAACAAAUCAGCAAUAAAAGGUUCAGCCAGAGCACAACCUUUGACCUGGGGUCAGGACACAAUCGCAGACUAUUACCAUUAUAUUUUGCUAGCAGACUGCAUUUAUUAUGAAGAGGUAAAAAAGAAGAGCUCAAUUUAGUUUUCUUUUUUCUUUCUUAAUUU